AUGGAAUUAGCAAGCAUCAUGCGGUUCCUGAAGAAUCUGCAGACACAACAAAUGCUACAACAGCAGCAACGUCAGUCCAUGUCACCGUAUGGAUCCGCUAAUAUGCAGCAAUCCCCCAUGUCGGCUCAAUCAUCACCUCAACUGCAGCAGCAACAACAACAACAGCACCAACAACCACCAUUACCCACACAGCAACAACCGACCCCGCCGUCACAACAACAAACACAGCCUUCAUUACAACCAUCUCAUGCUACUCCACCUCAAUCCGUUCAGCAACAAGCCUACACGCCCACACAGCAGCGACCGCCACAGCCCAUGUCACAGCCGCAUCCAAUGCAGCCGACGCAGAUGUCUCCCGCUGUCGAAGCUUCAAAUACAGGCUAUCCAGGGUCAGAAGCGGCAUCUGUCUUCACACAGAACCAGCUUUCUGCAUUGAAAUAUCAAAUUUACGCCUACAAGCUGAUAUCAAAGAAUAUGCCCAUCCCGCCCAAUAUACAACAAGCCGUAUUUUCACCGGCCGCAUCGGAAGGACAAGGGGUGAAAAUAGCAUCACCCACCGUAAAUCCACCUUUCCAAGGUAACACACCGGUGCUUGCAAGUACGGCACCCAAUGGCGUGUCGCCUGCCAAUUCCGUGCCGGUACCUGCCCCUGAGAAAUUGGUGACGCCACAGGCCGCAUCCAUCUCUCCACAACUGAGAGAACCGGAAUUCAAUGCUUAUGCGUCACCUUAUCAUUUGUUGAAGAAACCGAUUUCGUCUUAUGCCCACGCUUCUCGACAGCAGCGAUUACUGAUACCUAGCAUUACCCCAUGUGGUAUCGAUGUUCAACUGGUCAUGAAGGAACGUGAACGCCGUAUUCAAGCAAGGAUUCACCAUCGCAUCGAUCAAUUGGAAAAGGUAGCAGGAACAGAGGCGUUGGAAAAGCGCAUGGCCGAUCUCGAGAAAGAUAUUCAAUCAAAGGGUACAAAGCCGGGUUUGCGGAUCAAGGCUGUCAUUGAACUCAAAGCGCUUAAACUUUUGGAGAAACAACGCAAGCUACGCGAAGAAUUUACAAACGGUGUAACAAAAGCUACGGUUUUGGCGACCACCGUGGAUCGCAUGGCUUACCGUCACAUGAAGAAGCAAAGUUUGCAUGAGGCACGUUUGACAGAGAAAAUUGAACGUCAGCAACGUAUCGAUCGCGAACAGUUUGAAAAACAAAAACAUUUGGAUUAUUUGCAAACGAUCUGUGACCAUGGACGCGACCUGUUGGCAACGCAGCGUUUAUGGGAGGCGAAGCAAUCCAAAUUGGGACGGGCUGUUGUUCAAUUCCAUCAGCACAUUGAAAAAGAAGAGCAAAAGAAGGCAGAACGCAUUUCCAAGGAACGUAUCCUUGCGCUGAAGAACGACGAUGAAGAAGCUUACAUGAAAUUGAUCGAUGAAGCCAAGGAUACACGUUUGACCCAACUGUUGAAACAAACCGGCUCCUUUUUGGAAUCGCUUACAAAAGCGGUCUUGGAUCAACAAAAUGAUUCUAUGUAUCAAGGCCAAGGCACUGGUAUCGACGAAGUAUCAUCUCCAACGGAUGAAUCCGACACCAAGGUAGAUUACUUCCAAGUGACACAUCGUGUCAAAGAAGAAGUGCAGCAGCCGAAUAUGCUGGUGGGUGGUCGUUUGAAGGAUUACCAGUUGAAGGGUCUUCAAUGGAUGGUGUCAUUGUAUAACAAUCAUCUGAAUGGUAUUUUGGCCGAUGAAAUGGGUCUGGGUAAAACCAUUCAAACCCUCAGCUUGAUCACUUAUCUGAUCGAGAAGAAGCGUCAGAAUGGUCCUUUUCUCAUUAUCGUACCUUUGUCCACAAUUACCAACUGGAAUAUGGAAUUCGACAAAUGGGCACCGUCCGUCUCAAAAAUUGUUUAUAAGGGUCCACCUGCGGUGCGCCGAUCGCUGCAACAGGAAAUCAGACAUGGUGAUUUCCAGGUGCUGCUAACGACCUUUGAAUAUAUCAUCAAGGAUCGCCCGCUGCUGAGUAAAGUCAAAUGGCUGCACAUGAUUGUGGAUGAAGGUCAUCGUAUGAAGAAUGUCAAUUCCAAACUUACUCUCGCCUUGCGUCAAUACUAUCAUUCUCGAUACCGCCUUAUUUUGACCGGUACCCCAUUACAGAAUAACCUUCCUGAACUGUGGGCACUACUCAAUUUCAUUUUACCCAAAAUUUUCAAGAGUGUCAAGAGCUUUGAAGAAUGGUUCAAUACCCCGUUCUCUAACCAAGGCGUGCAGGAUAAAAUCGAUCUCAACGAAGAAGAACAGCUGCUGAUUAUUAAGCGUCUUCACAAAGUGCUGCGUCCAUUCUUACUGCGCCGUCUGAAAAAGGAUGUGGAAGCGGAACUUCCGGACAAGGUGGAACGGGUGAUUAAAUGCAAGUUAUCAGCUUUGCAAGUCAAACUUUACGCUCAAAUGAAGAAGAGUGGCAAUCUUUACACCGGUCUCAAUGAGAAAGGACGUACAGGCAUCAAGGGUCUUAACAAUACACUGAUGCAACUCCGAAAGAUUUGCAACCAUCCCUUUGUAUUUGAGCAAGUGGAAAACUCGAUCAAUCCCAACCGUACGUCCAAUGAAUUGCUUUACCGAGUGGCGGGCAAAUUUGAACUGCUGGAUCGUAUGCUUCCCAAACUGCGUCAAACCGGGCAUCGCGUCUUGAUCUUUUUCCAGAUGACCCAAAUCAUGAGCAUCAUGGAAGAUUUUCUGAAUUAUCGAGGUUUCACUUACCUUCGUUUGGACGGUUCUACCAAGGCCGAUGAUCGUUCGCAACUGCUUCAGGUUUUCAACGCUCCCGAUUCACCCUACUUUUUAUUCUUGUUGAGCACCCGCGCCGGUGGUUUAGGUCUCAAUUUGCAAACAGCUGAUACUGUCAUUAUCUUUGAUUCUGAUUGGAAUCCUCAUCAGGAUCUCCAAGCGCAGGAUCGAGCUCAUCGUAUCGGUCAAACCAAAGAAGUGCGCAUUUUCCGAUUAAUCUCGGCCAAUUCGAUUGAAGAAAAUAUCCUGGCCAAGGCCAACUAUAAAUUGGAUAUCGAUGGCAAAGUUAUUCAGGCUGGUAAAUUCGAUAAUCGAAGUACGGAUGAAGACAGAGAAGCAUUCCUGCGUUCGCUGCUGGAAGACAAAAAUGAUGAGGAUAAUGACGUGGACGCGGAAGAAGAGAUGGAUGAUGAAGAGUUGAACGAAAUGCUGAAACGAUCAGAUGAGGAAUUGACCAUUUUCCGAAAGAUUGAUGCGGAACGCCAUCGAAAUGAACUGGAUCAAUAUCGUCGCAUGGGCGGUCGUGGCAAGAAGCCCGAGCGUCUGAUACAAGAAGAUGAACUUCCAGAAGUAUAUCUUUUAAAGGAAGAACCUGUACCUGAAAUCAAACCCAUAUUGGAUUUCGGUCGCGGACGACGGGCCAAGGACGAUGUGCGUUAUGACGACGGUUUGACCGAAGAACAGUGGUUGAAUGCCUUGGAGAAUGAAGACGACAUUGACGAAUUAAUCGAAAAGAACGAACAACGACGGAAACGUCUGAUGGAAGCGCAGGAGACUGGAGACAAGGUCGUCAGUGAUACCGGAAGCAGACGUGGACGACGACAGCGAGAAGAAAAUAUCGUUGCUUACGAUGAACCAUACCCUUCAAAGAAGCGAGGACGACCAAAGAAAGAAGAAGAUCCGGCCAAGCGCAAACGAUCAAAGAAAACGGAAAGUGAUCCUGUACCUCCAGAAAUUCGAAGACAGAUGACCAGUGUAUUCGAACAAUGUUACAAAGCAGUGGAAGAGUCCACCGAAGAGGACGAACACACCUAUCGACAACGCGCUCAAUUGUUUAUGGAUCUUGUGAGCAAACGCGAUUACCCCAUGUAUUAUAUGAUGAUCAAGCAACCUAUUGCUAUGAAAAUGAUCAAGAAGCGUAUUCAUUCGUCGCACUAUAAAACGAUUGCUCAGUUCCGAGAUGAUUUCCAUCUGAUGUUUGAUAAUGCCAGAACUUUCAACGAAGAAGGAUCGAUCGUGUAUCAAGACGCCGAUGAAAUGCAGAAAAUCUUUGAUGAAACACUAAAUCGUUUAUGCCCGGGUGGCAUGUUACCGCCUUUGCAUAAUUAUAGCAACGGAAUGGCCAUGCAACCUCCGAUGCCGGGGAAGCGGCCUUUUGCCGGUUAUCAAGCCAUGCCGCCAGCACAACAGCCAACGUGGAACAACGCGCCUACACCAAGGAAAAAGCAAGCUUAUUACGAAGAUGAUGAUGAAGAGGAGGAAGACGAUUAUGAAGAUGAUGAGUACGGUGAAUAA
Messenger RNA from Radiomyces spectabilis, 4284 nucleotides. RefSeq names its product SNF2 family N-terminal domain-containing protein. Lineage: Eukaryota; Fungi; Mucoromycota; Mucoromycetes; Mucorales; Radiomycetaceae. The transcript is spliced from 15 exons. The coding region runs from base 1 to 4284 and encodes 1427 amino acids. The record is from RefSeq and is a predicted model, not a curated record. Gene Ontology annotation, biological process: positive regulation of transcription by RNA polymerase II. Gene Ontology annotation, molecular function: ATP binding; histone binding; ATP-dependent chromatin remodeler activity. Gene Ontology annotation, cellular component: nucleus.